Molecule: messenger RNA, 2193 nt
Organism: Colletotrichum lupini
Lineage: Eukaryota; Fungi; Ascomycota; Sordariomycetes; Glomerellales; Glomerellaceae
Exons: 9
Coding region: 1-2193 (730 amino acids)
Source: RefSeq, a predicted model, not a curated record
AUGAGCAAUGUCAAGCAGAGCAAACCGCCUCUUUCCUUCUUGGCUUCUGAGCAUCCCAGCAAGGCAGCGCCUCUCAUGAGGCACAUCCGUCAGAUACAGUUAGCUCAAGGCCCCCCUGCAAUCAUCACAGGAAAGAUUCACGCCUUGUCAUUGGCCCGCACACCUUCUAGGCUGGAAACGGGCAUCCGAAGCCUCUCUGGUCUGGCACAGAAGUCGCAUGCAAGGACGUACCUUAGGCUCAAUGUGACACCUCAUGGCUCAAGGAGGUUGUCUGCCAUGGACUGCUACCUUGGCGUAAGACUCGGAGACAACCGACAACAGCUGGCCCUUUCCAACUUUGGUGAGAGACAUUCGAUAUACGCCAUCGGAAAGAGCAGCGGUAAAACGAUAUUGUUUGGACUCACCUUUCAAUUGGCAAUGUUCUUAAUCUACCAGCAUCAAGAUAUCCGGAUGCAGAAGCUGAAGCAAUGGACGUGGCUGUGCCUCAGUAUGACGCCUCACCACGCUUGGCAGAAACCACACAAACGGAACUUCGAUGACGACAUGUCGCGAACGGAUGCAAUAAAGAUGCAAUUUCACGGGUCUUCACCCCUCAUAGUAUGGAGAGCCAUAUGCUUCAGAGGAUAUACCCAAAUUGAAUUUCCCUUCCCACCUUCACUCUUCAUCAUGCACUUUGUAGUCAAGCGCAGACAGAAUAGUGAGGUAAUUUUGGAGUUUCAUCCACCAACCGUGGCUCAACACUCGAGGAACCUCGGAUUCGUACACCAAGUAGGAGCCGCCGGAGUCAUCCCGCAAGGCUCCUGCGUCGACUGCACUAACCCCCACCUCGAAUGCGGGGAAACUUGGAGCCUUACCAUGCACAGAUUUUGCGGGGAGCAAAUGGGCAGGUCUCGAAUGAGGUCAGCGAUCUCUUCUAUCGCUUUCAUGUCGGUAGAAGAUUCCUCGCCAUGCUCCCCGCGUGCCAACUCCACCACACGGCCACGCAAGAUUUGGACCCCUGAAGAAGAUGUGACAUUGAAGACGCUCGUUGCUCGCUACGGAGACGCACGAGGUCCCCAGGGGCAUUGGAAAGAUAUUGCCGCUGCACUCCAAGACCGCACUGCCAAGGACUGUCGGAAGCGAUGGUUUCAUUCUCUUGAUCCGUCCAUCAAAAAGGGUCGGUGGACAGCAGAAGAAGAUCAGAUCCUCUUGUCGGCUUAUGCUCGAAUGGGCCCUGCAUGGCACGACAUCGCCCUCCUGAUACCUGGGAGGAAGGAUGACCAAUGUUCGAAAAGAUACAUGGAUAUCUUGAGUCCAAAAGUCAAAGACCGCCUUAGUGGAUGGUCGCCACAAGAAGACGAAGUUCUACGAGAAGGUGUUCGAACGCUGGGUCACCGGUGGUCUGCUUUAUCGGCAAAGCUGCCAGGCCGGCCACCUCUCACCUGUCGUAACAGAUGGCGAGCACUUUCAAAAACAUCCAAAAGGCCUCUGACUACAGGAACACCCUCCCCACGGUCGCCUGCCACGAGGAAGCGUGGCGAUGCCACGGCAUUUGAUGCACCCGAACCCUCCUUAAACUCGCUCCUAGUAGCAACUGAAGCUGAUGCCGACAUCAGAAACGUCAUCGAUAUCAAUGGUAUAGUCGCAUCUAUGGUGGAAAUGAGCACCGGGCUAGAUACGGACGACUUUCGCUUCGUCGGCGAUGCAGUGUCUUACAAUUCAAUCCUACACCAGUCCCAACUCAGCUCAAAUCUUCCGCCAAGCUUGGAUCUUGGCCACCUAUCCGAGCCGCUGCACCAGUCUCUGAGGGAACCCGCCUCAAACAGUCACAACAGCACUCCUAAAGAAUGGAAAUCGAACAAAUUUGAUACAGAAAUACCGCAAACAAAUCAGUCUUCUACAGUGCGCAACUUAGAGACAUCGUUCUCGGUUCCAGAUAUCACUUUGGAGACCCCAGCUCUCUUACCAGAUCCAAUCUGCUCAAGGAUAUCCCCAUCUCAGUACCUCUACGCCUUCUCUGAUGGCAACCUGCCAAGUCAGCCGACGGGUCCUUCUAUAGAUGUAGGACCACCACAACAAGUUGUACACCACCACCAUCAUUAUCACCACCAUCACCAUCAUCAUCACCAUCAUUAUCAUGACACGGAAGAGAACUUGAAUGAUUCUUUGAGGCAGUUAGAGAUAGAAGCAGAGACAAAAUCCUUUCAGUCUUAA